Molecule: messenger RNA, 2433 nt
Organism: Dama dama (fallow deer)
Lineage: Eukaryota; Metazoa; Chordata; Mammalia; Artiodactyla; Cervidae
Gene: RXRG
Product: retinoid X receptor gamma
Exons: 8
Coding region: 352-1566 (404 amino acids)
Biological process (GO): retinoic acid receptor signaling pathway; cell differentiation; response to retinoic acid
Cellular component (GO): nucleus; RNA polymerase II transcription regulator complex
Molecular function (GO): retinoic acid-responsive element binding; nuclear receptor activity; nuclear steroid receptor activity
Source: RefSeq, a predicted model, not a curated record
ACCAGCCGGGAGCGGUAAGAGUCGCGCGCAGCAGCCCUGCCCCGACUUAAUCAAACUAGCAACAGGAUCUGCCUCCCGCGGCAGCGCGGCGGUGGCAUUAUGCGUGAUUACUGACAGGCACCAGCUGCUGCCGCCACCGCCGGCUCGACGCACGAUGUGGACGCUCAGAUCGAGAGGCAGAUUCCUGACUAAUCCCAGAGGGCUGGCCCAGCCCGAGCUGCCCGGGCUGCUAGGAAGCGAUGACCACUCUUGUUAGCCCAAGUUGAAGGGAGCCCGGCUGCGCUGGGGAGCAGGCAGAGGCCGAGCCACUGAGCAGACGCGCCCGGGAGGACUAUGAACUGAAGAGUCAACAUGUAUGGAAAUUAUUCUCACUUCAUGAAGUUUCCCACAGGCUUCGGAGGUUCUCCCGGCCAUACUGGCUCCACGUCCAUGAGUCCAUCGGCGGCCUUGUCCACAGGGAAGCCCGGGGACAGCCGCCCCAGCUACACCGACACCCCAGUGAGUGCCCCGCGAACUCUGGGUGCAGUGGGGGCCCCCCUCAACGCCCUAGGCUCUCCGUAUCGCGUCAUCACUUCUGCCAUGGGCCCACCCUCGGGGGCACUGGCAGCCCCCCCAGGGAUCAAUCUGGUGGCCCCGCCUAGCUCUCAGCUAAAUGUGGUCAACAGUGUCAGCAUUUCAGAGGACAUCAAGCCCUUACCAGGGCUUCCUGGCAUUGGAAACAUGAACUACCCAUCCACCAGCCCAGGAUCUCUGGUUAAACACAUCUGUGCCAUCUGUGGGGACAGAUCCUCAGGAAAGCACUACGGUGUGUACAGUUGUGAGGGCUGCAAAGGCUUCUUCAAGAGAACCAUAAGGAAAGACCUCAUCUACACGUGCCGGGAUAACAAGGACUGCCUCAUCGACAAGCGUCAGCGCAACCGUUGCCAAUACUGCCGCUACCAGAAGUGCCUGGUCAUGGGCAUGAAGAGGGAAGCUGUGCAGGAAGAGAGGCAGAGAAGCCGGGAGCGGGCUGAGAGCGAGGCAGAGUGUGCCAGCAGUGGCCACGAAGACAUGCCCGUGGAGAGGAUUCUGGAGGCUGAGCUUGCUGUUGAACCAAAGACAGAAUCCUAUGGUGACAUGAACACGGAAAGUUCGACGAACGACCCCGUCACCAAUAUAUGCCAUGCUGCCGAUAAGCAGCUUUUUACUCUUGUUGAAUGGGCCAAGCGUAUACCCCACUUCUCUGACCUCACCUUGGAGGACCAAGUCAUUCUGCUCCGGGCAGGGUGGAACGAGCUGCUGAUCGCCUCCUUCUCCCACCGCUCCGUCUCCGUGCAGGACGGCAUCCUCCUGGCCACGGGACUGCAUGUCCACCGAAGCAGCGCCCACAGUGCUGGGGUUGGCUCCAUCUUCGACAGCUCAGUCAGUAAAGAAUCUGCCUACAACGCUGGAGACCUGGGUUCUAUUCCUGGGUCAGGAAGAGCCCCUGGAGAAGGAAAUGGCAACCAACUUCAGUAUUCAUGCCUGGAAAAUCCCAUGGACACAAGAGCCUGGCGGCCUACAGUCACUGGAGUUGGACAUGACUGAAGGAUAAGUAGGGGUGGGGAGUUUGAACUGUUUAUCCUGGAGGGCUGAGACAGGAAUGAAGGCUUAGAAUCUGACUUUAGGAGUCCAGGAAAGGUAAGCUAGGGUUUUUGCUGGACUCUGCAUCAGGUUCUCUGGGGCAAGCCUGCUGAGGGAGCAAUGGCCUCAGUCUGGGAUUCUGUGCCCUCAGGGAAAUUAAGUCAGGUGAUUUAAGGCAAUGAGAAAGCAAUGAGUAGAGAUGCAUGACUUGGGGAGACAGGAUGGAGAUGUGCUAGGAAAGGGAAGGGUGAGCUGGAAGAUGGUCUCUCUACCCAGUGCUGGGGACCUGUGGUCCCUUUCCAGCCCCAACAUAAACGGUCUUCCAGGGCCGUGUGCAUGUCCAUCUAAGACGCUGCUCCCCUUUCCCUGCCUUUUCCCACAUGUUCCACGCGUGGUUUUCAGUGGCCUUAGUCCUCCUGAUGGUGCCUGCAGGUUCCUUCUGUGUCAGGGAACGCCGUCCUCCACUGUGUUCGUCCCGAAAAGCGGUGCCCUCGGCCUGCUUCGCCUGUUGCAUUUCUACCGGUUUCCAAAACCUCUCGGCUGCUUUUCCAGCCCCCUGUCUGAGCUCACCGCCUCCUCCUGGGUGUCCCCUGGGACUUUGGUUAUGUCUACCACUGGCUUGGCGUUGUUGCUGUGUGCUGCUUCUGUGUCUGCUGCUUCAGUUAAACUGUGAGCUCCUUGAGAUCAGGGACUGCGUCUGAUUCAUCUCUGUGCCCCCAGUACCUGGCGCAGUGACUGGAAAACGUGGGGUGGUGGGGGAUAAUAAAUAUUGAUUGCAUUCAUUUUCCCAGCCUUUGGUCUGGUGCUCAUGAUUUUCUCAUUCCCUGUCAU